Metopolophium dirhodum (rose-grain aphid) is the source of this 2133-nucleotide messenger RNA. It is a transcript of the gene PIG-F, whose product is annotated as phosphatidylinositol-glycan biosynthesis class F protein. Lineage: Eukaryota; Metazoa; Arthropoda; Insecta; Hemiptera; Aphididae. Gene Ontology annotation, biological process: GPI anchor biosynthetic process. The transcript has a single exon. Gene Ontology annotation, cellular component: endoplasmic reticulum membrane. The record is from RefSeq and is a predicted model, not a curated record. Bases 398 to 1174 code for a protein of 258 amino acids.
AAAAAAAAGGCGACAUUAAUUGAUAACGACACUUAAUUAAUAAUUAUUUAUACUAUUUUGUAUGUUAUUUCAUAUUUUUUGUCAAUAUUGUUAUAUUUUGUUAUUAUUAUUUACCUCUGGGCUGGGGCGACGGUCACGGGGCGGAGUCGAGACUGUACGUGUAAGUAAUUCAGAUAAACUUAUCGCGUUCCGAAUUUCUGAUAUGCAGAUAAUAAAUUAAAAUAUCACAGAAGACAGAACAGACCAAAUACCAAUAAUAUUAUGCCGACUUCCAUAAAAUGUCAAUGCGCCUUUGAACAUGACCGAAUAUGUUUAUAAUAAUUGCAAUGACGUAAUACACUGUGAGUACCUAAUACCUACUACCUAAAUCAAUUUAAAUCAAUCUACUUAUCGAACAAUGGCAAAGAAAAACGUUAGAAACGUUAUUAAAAAAUUGGAAUCGUCCAGUGUGUUGAUCAAUCCAUCGAAUCCAACCGACUACAAAGCGCCAAGUGCUUUCAUUCAAACAGAAGCGAACAAGGAUCCAGAACUCAUACCGCACUGUUUCAGCUCAUUUUGCUAUUUGGGCCUGUUCGUGUGGCUCUUGUUGGAUAGAAACUACAAUUUAUUAAUCGAUCGCAACUCAAUGAUCAUUAUUGUUACAUGUUACACAAUUGAAUUCGCUAAAUUUGCCUGCCAUUCUUAUCUAGUCAGUAGAAUAACAAAUCAAAUCAAGCCAAAAGCCAAUCCUAUAUUCUGGGCACUUCAAUUUAUAGUUUCCACUGUGCUAGCAGUGGGUGUAUCAUAUUUAUUUUCAAUUCUCUUUGGCGCACCAUUGACUACUAAACAAGAACAAACUUUUGUAUUUUCUGUACUCGCAACAGCACUUAUAAUUACACCCACUGCCAUUCAAUUAGGAUCAAAUAUAUUGCCAUUACUAUUAACUGAUUGUUUUGAAACAGAAUUCGAUAGCACUGUUGAAGUAUUUGAAAAGAACAAUUUUCGAGCAACAAUUUUAGGAGGGUUCAUUGGUGCAGCAGUAAUACCAUUCGAUUGGGAAACUGAAUGGCAACGAUGGCCAAUUCCAUGUUCAGUUGGAUUAAUAGCUGGACAUUUAUUAGCUAAUGUUUACGAAAUAAUAUGCUGGCAGUUUAAAACAUUGAAAAAAUAUUCUGUUAAAAAAAAUAAAUUUUGAUUGUUAUAGUUCAACAACUUUUUUGUUCAUAUUAGAAAUGUACGACCAGCAUUCGUACUUUUACAUAGUAAAAAGAAACUAACUAGAUAUCCUAUCGUAUUAAAUUGUUAAUAUUAAAAACAAAAUAGUUACAAAAGUUUUAAUUUUAGAAAUGUUAAACCACUUUACUUAACACAUUCAUUGUAUAUCAUAUUUGUAUAUACUUGUUGUCUUGUUCCUGUGCUGAAAAUAUUUUUUAACAAUUGAAUAAUUGCAUUUUGAUGUACGACUUGCUAGUACGUAGGAAAUAAUACUUAUAGGAGACACUGACCAAAACCAAAUAGUUGUAAUGCUGACCAAGUUAUAGUGCAUUGAUUAGCAAGGUACAAGACAUUUAGCAUAUGUGAACGGUGCUGAAUGACGCCAAUUGACAUUGUGCGCAAUGACCGUGUUAAUAUGUAAAAAGUAUUAUUUCUGGUUUUAUCUACAUUAUUAUAUAUGUUAUACCGCAAAGUUUUUUUUUUAAAUUUUAAAUUGUAAGCAAUAUUUAUUUCAAAUUUUACAGUUUUUUAAUAUUUUUUUUACUAUUUUAACUUUCUGUGGUAACUUUUUUUUAUUAUGUAUAACUUCAGAACAAUCAAAGAAAAUCCUUAAUGUUAGAUAGAAGUGCCCAGUAAGUAUUCAUGGUAACUUUGGAACACCAAUCAACAUAAAACAAUAAAUUAUUCAGAAUACUAUUGAAACGGUUGAACUUAAUAUUUAAUAUCCUCGCAGCCAAUGUUUUAUUUAUAAAAAAUAUUAUACAUUUUCAUAAAUAAUUAACAAGUUUAAUAGGUAUGAUAGUAAUAUAAUGAUAAAUUUGUAGUUUUAACUUGUAGCAUUAUAAUAAGUAUAUUUUUUGUUCCUUGGUUUUUACUUAAAAAUAUAAUGAUUUGUGAAUCAUUUGUAAAAAUAAAUAAUUAUUUGUUUUGUAUUUCUAA